CUGACCUUCUUCCCGUGAGCCUCAGCGGCCCGCCCCUUCCCGCCUUCCCCCGCGGCGGCGCAGAGCAGCAGCGGCAAGAUGGCGCAGCCGCCGGUUCCUCUCAAGGACAUGAAGCUGAUGGACGUGAAGCUGGGCCAGCUGCCCACCUGGCUGGCCAUGAGAGACUUCACCCCCCGUGGCAUCGUGGGGGCCCUGCGAAGAGGUUACGACAGAUACUACAAUAAAUAUAUCAACGUCAAGAAAGGGGGGGCUUGGUGGUAUCUCGAUGGUGCUUGCUGGUUAUGUUGUUGUCAGCUACAUCUGGAGCUACAGUCACCUGAUUCCAGGUCGAACUUGAUGUGGUCCACGCUGGCGAUGAGCUCCUGCAUGGUGGCGGCUGGGGGGCGGCGGCAGCGGGAAGGAAGGGGAGGUAUGGUGGCGGUGGCGGCGGUAGCGGGUGGCGGCAGUGGUGGCAGCGGGCGGCCGGGCCCGGGCUGGCCCGGCCCGGCCCGCUCCGCUCCUCGCCGGCAGCGCCUGAGCUGGGCGCAAGCUCCGUUUCGUUCCCGCCCCUUCCGUUCCGCGCAGGCGGCGCUGGUUGAGGGGAGCGGGGACCGGGCCCGUCCCGUCCCCGCUCCGCCGCCUCCUCCCGCUGGCUGCGGGCACGCCAUGAGGUCUGUGCGGCUCCUUUUCGCCUCGCGGUGCCGUUGGGUCUCCUCCGGUCUCCCGUCGGGGCGGUGGGCAGGCCCCGAGCAGCCCGGGAAGGCGCCGCGCCUGCUCCGGUCCCCGGGUGAGGGGCCGCUGAACGGCUGGAGGCCGUUCCGCUCCUCACAGGCGUCCUGCAAGCCGCCCGGUAGCGACCUGAGAGAGGGCGAAGCCGGCAGCAGCGCUGAAGCUGUUGGGGAGGAGGAGGAGGAGGAGGAUGAAGGCGUGGAGUUCGGGACGCUGUCUAAUAAAUUUUCUUCUCGAAAAUAUUAUCACAAAACCACAUCACGCUUUCAGAAUUUAAAGCUUCAAGGAGAGGGAGAGGGAGAGGAAGAACCGGAAAGAAAGCCUCGACGCGGUCCCAGGAACACCCCGUAUUGGUACUUCUUAAAAUGCAAAGCCCUCAUCAAAGACGACAAGCUGGCAGAGGCUCUGGAGCUGUUUGAGGUGCAGAUGCUGAAGGAAGAGCGUGUGUGGCCGGAAGAAAGCAAUUACACUGUUCUAAUUGGCGGCUGUGGCAGGGUUGGCUAUGUGAAAAAGGCAUUCAAGCUCUACAAUGAUAUGAAAAAACGAGGCUUAACUCCCACCGAGGCCACUUACACAGCCCUGUUCAAUGCCUGUGCCGAAUCGCCGUGGAAAGACUCCGGCCUGCAGAGCGCUCUCAAAUUACGGCAGCAGCUAAAGAGCAAAAACGAAGAGCUGAACCUGAUCACCUACCAUGCGCUGCUGAAGGUCUGUGCCCUGUGCUCAGAUCUCAGGAUGUGCUUCGAUGUACUGAAGGAAAUCGUGCACAAGGGCCAUGUUCUCACAGCCGAGACCUUCAGCUUCCUUCUUAUGGGCUGCAUAAAAGACAGUGAAAAUGGCUUCCGAUAUGCCUUACAGGUUUGGAAACAAAUGACUAAACUUGGAAUAAAGGGCGACAGCCACACGUACAAUUUGAUGCUGCGUGCUGCGAGAGACUGUGGGAUAGGCGAUCCAGUCGUGGCUUCUGAACUCCUGCUCAGGUCCACCGAUGAGAACUCAUCUCAGCUAAGGCUUGCACCCGGGAGGCAGAAGGAAAAGGUGAAAAAUCGGAGGAAGAAGGGAACUGAGAAUGCAGCUGCUGUCCAGCUAGAUGUGGAAGCCAUGGAAAAGCAAUUAUUUCAGGAGAGUUCAGUGGAGGCUGAAGAACUGAUCCAGCAACAAAAUAAAGAUGUGAAUCAGACUGAAACAGAACCAGCUGCUCUCGGCAGCCCCAACGUAGCUCACAGCAGGAUGGGAGCGUUGACGAGGAGAGGCCAGAAGGAGAUGAAACAGGAACAAGCACGCCUAAGCCAGAAGCUGCAUUUCUGCAACCUGCCCAACUUGCUGGAUUCCAGGAUGCCUGACGCAGCUGUGGUUUCCCUGGGGACAGUGGCCACACCGUCCGAUCGACUGGCUUUGAUGGGGGACGUGGAGGGCUUCUUGAAUAAAAUGAAAGAGGACAAUGCAGAGCCCAACAUUAAAACAUUUACGUUACUGGCUGAGCUGGUGGAGCCCCAAAGCACCUCAGAGUCCUCUUUGCUGGCAUGCUUAGAUGAGUGUAAAGUGAAAGCAGAUGUGACCUUCUUUAACACUUUAAUAAGGAAGAAAAGUAAACAGGGAGACUUGGAAGGAGCAAAGAGUGUGCUGCCAGCCCUAGUGAAGAGGGGACUAUCGCCUAACCUCCAGACCUUUUGUAACCUGGCGAUCGCUUGCCACCAAGAGAAGGAUGGACUGCAGUUACUCUCAGAUAUGAAGAGGUCUGGAGUAACUCCCAACAAGUAUAUCUACAGCACCCUCAUUGCUGCCGCUGUGAGGCAGCUGGAUUACAGUUACCUCACAGAGAUCCUGCGAGACAUGAGGAAUAACCAAGUGCCUCCCAAUGAGGUUAUCAUACGCCAGCUGGAGUUCGCAGCACAGUACCCUCCGAAAUUUGACAGGUAUAAGUCAAAGAACCCAUACCUGGAGAAAAUUGACGGUUUCCGUGGCUACUACUAUCGGUGGUUAAAAGUAAUGGCAGGAGAGGAGACCCCCCACCCCUGGGAAAAAUACAGAACAGUGAAACGUGCGGUAGAUGACAAUAAGGAAGAGGCUGUGCAGGAGCAGCCAGGGCAGAAGUAGCAGCGAGCAGGAUGCUGAAGUCCUGCAUCUUCCUUGUACUUAAAGGACUUGCUCCCUUAAACUGUCUUGUAGUAAAGCUGCUUUGUAUUUCCAUGAACCCAAGUUCUUGUGGUAACUACAUAAUAAAAUACUUGUCCUUUGUUUUAAGGAGAAGCAAA
Aquila chrysaetos chrysaetos is the source of this 2960-nucleotide messenger RNA. Its product is annotated as pentatricopeptide repeat-containing protein 1, mitochondrial-like. Gene Ontology annotation, molecular function: tRNA binding; protein binding. Bases 79 to 2802 code for a protein of 907 amino acids. Gene Ontology annotation, cellular component: mitochondrial matrix. NCBI's taxonomy places the organism in Eukaryota, Metazoa, Chordata, Aves, Accipitriformes, Accipitridae. Gene Ontology annotation, biological process: tRNA 3'-end processing. The transcript has 12 exons. The record is from RefSeq and is a predicted model, not a curated record.